AAUGCUUUGUGUUUGCAGGCACAUCAGCUUGGUAAAGACUGCAUAAAAAUGCGAAAAUGCUAUUAUUUCGUAAAAGUGUAUCAGAGGGAAGUUCACCGUAGAAAAAUAUUACAGUCCAUUAAGAAAAAAAAAGAUAAACGCGAAUGGAUGUGUUAGAGUAGCAGCGUAUAAAGGAGAGAAUGUCGAGUUGUCCUCACGCACGAGCCCAGAUAAAAGGACUGCGUGGGAGAACGAGAGUGCAUCCAUCCGCCAGCACGCGCCUCUCAGAGAAGAUAAGCAGAGACCCCUCCAGCCACGUCCCAUAUACUCAUCUGACACGCGCUCGCGUCUGCGUAGGACCAAUCCGCGGCGCCAGACACUCUCGAGGCGGACGUGUUUUAAAGCCUUGACCACUUCCCAAGAUGCCAGCGCAUUAACCAAACGUUUGAGCCACGAGACGUCCUCAGCCAUUGGUGACAGCAGACUGCGAAGAUGCUCCGCUAAGGGGACACGACUCUAGCGCGCGCACCCAAAGGGGAAACACACCUGACUCGCCCUGCCUCCCCAGAGAGAGAAUUUAUCCCAAAUACGAUGGAGAACUCAAGCGCGACUAACAGCGACACACUUUCACCCAUUAGCUUGGCAUCUUUUUUCAACUUCACGAAAAAUGACACGAGCGUCACCCCGGUGCCAGAGAGCUUCCAAGAGGACCUCGCCAGCGCAGGAUUACGCGUCACCAGGAACCCAGUGUCUCUUAUGGCCAGCACUUUCAGGACUACCGUGGCCGGCCGCUUGUUCGCAGGGGAUCCCUCAGCUCCGGCCCCUGCCCCGGCGCAUCUCGUGGUGGCCUUCUGGGACUCCCCGCUGAGCCACGGCAUCAACGUGUUCGUGGGGAUCGUCCUGUGCUUCACCAUGCUGGGGCUGGGCUGCACGGUGGAGCUGAGCCAGCUGGGCGAGCACAUCCGCAGACCCAUCGGGGUCCUGCUGGCGCUGGUGUGCCAGUUCGUGAUCAUGCCGCUCGUGGCGUUCCUCUUGGCGCUCACAUUCUCGCUGAACGACGUGGCGGCGAUUGCGGUGCUGUUGUGCGGCUGCUGUCCCGGAGGGAACCUGUCCAACAUCAUGUCCCUCCUGGUCAACGGAGAGAUGAACCUGAGCAUAAUAAUGACCAUUUCCUCCACGAUCCUGGCGCUCGUGCUGAUGCCGCUGUGCCUGUGGAUGUACAGCCGCGCCUGGAUAAACACGCCCGUGGUGAACCUCAUGCCCUUCGGCGCAAUCAUCCUCACCUUGUGCAGCACCCUCAUCCCCAUCGGCCUGGGGGUCUACCUCAGAUACCGCUACAACCGGACCGCCGACAUCAUCUUAAAGGUGUCGCUGUGGUCCCUGCUGGUUACCCUGGUGAUGCUCUUCAUAAUGACGGGGGUCAUGCUGGGCCCGGAGCUCCUGGCCACCAUCCCGCCGGCUGUGUACGCCGUGGCGGUGCUCAUGCCCAUGGCGGGCUACGCGGCCGGGUACGGCCUGGCCACGCUCUUCGACCUGCCGCCCAGCAGCCGCCGGUCCGUCUCCCUGGAGACCGGCUGCCAGAACGUGCAGCUGUGCACCGCCAUCCUGAAGCUGGCCUUCCCGCCGCAGCUGAUCGGCGGGCUGUACAUGUUCCCGCUGCUGUACGCGCUGUUCCAGGCCGCCGAGGCCGGCCUCUUCAUCCUGCUCUACAGAACCUACCGGCAGGAAGUCCUGCGCAAGCAGGACCUGGCGGGGGACGACGACGACACCUCCGUCACCUACAAGACGCUGAAAGAGGAGGAGUCGGGGCUCGACGCGGCCUACGGGUCCGUGACGGCGAGCGACCCGAACGCCAUCGCCCUCGCACCCCAGCCGCACCCCGCGCACGUGUAGCCGCGCCCCGGGACUUCACACCCUGCUGCAUGUCCGCUGCUCAUUCGCUGCAGAUCUGAAUCUCUCAUGUGGUCAAGCUGCAGUUCCAUAAUUAACUAACAGACCCCAGGUAAGGCAGGGCAGGCUCAUGUACAUGUCAUACAGGCCUAAUUUAGGUAAUUCUGCGCUAUUGUGAAUUCUGAAACCGUAGGACUGCACAGCCAAAAGCAGAAUACUGUUACUGUUUACAGAAUGCCAGGACGCCAAUAAUACAGACACACUUCACAGCAUUACUGUGACCUAGAGCUGUUAGCUCAAGCAUUACCAUUAGCCAUCAACCUUGAGGAAGGAUUGGCUUAUUAACAGAACACAGCCCCAGUGGGAAUAUCUCUAAGCAGACCAGCUAGUCUCGUGUGAUUAGUUUUGGAAAUAAAAUACAUUCGCCAACGUGGUCACUGGCUCACAAAGCUGGCUUUGUGUCCACAGCUGAUAAUUAUCCGAACUAAUUUUUCGCUUUGGAACCAGAAAUAAACAUAUAUUUAUAUAUGUAUAUUUUAAAGUGACGCAAAAAGACUAAUAACAGGAGCCUUCCCUCAGAACACAUCGGGUUAGUAGCCAAUCCACAGCUUUGAUCUUACCGUAGGUCUUCAGCGCGAGAGCCCAUCCUUGCUUCUCCCUGGAUCGGCGGCAUUGGGGAUAGGAAGAGUUCAAAUCUGUAACGUGCGCCUUAGAUUAGAGCGCGUGGCAGGGUUCAACUGAGGACGAUGUGUAUGACUUCAAGCAAAUCCUUCCAAUACAAUGUACAAAUGUGUAAAUGUUUAUCUUAUGUAUAAUCAAUUAUAAACCAAUAAAAUCCAGUCUUAAAAGCU
Molecule: messenger RNA, 2720 nt
Organism: Anguilla anguilla (European eel)
Lineage: Eukaryota; Metazoa; Chordata; Actinopteri; Anguilliformes; Anguillidae
Gene: slc10a4
Product: solute carrier family 10 member 4
Exons: 3
Coding region: 571-1872 (433 amino acids)
Biological process (GO): bile acid and bile salt transport
Cellular component (GO): membrane
Molecular function (GO): bile acid:sodium symporter activity
Source: RefSeq, a predicted model, not a curated record